CGCGAGCGUGCCAAAACAACCGGUCCCACUUUCAGCAGAUCGUGAGUAAAUGAAGAGAAAUCAAAUGAAUGUUACUCUAAAAUUACUCCAAGAUUAGAAAAUUAACCCAAGGCCCAUUAAUUAGACUGACGUCCUGCUGAAAACAGAAGAAAUGUCUGUAUUCCCAAGCAUCUCUCUAAAGCCUGAAGUGACCGAAUACCUAAAAAGUAUCUUCUUAAACAACGAGGUGUUGGCAGCCGUGCAUCAUCAGCAGGCAGAGCGUCGUUUCCAGAAGCUGCUCACAUGUCUGUCUCACCCUCCUUCGUACACUUGUGUGCGAGCCAGCACUCACCUCGCUCCUCUGGAGGAGAUCAGGCAGAAGCUGGAAGAGGAGCUGAAGAAGCAGCAGAUGAGCAGCUCGUCCGCAGAUGAAGUUCAGAUUCUUCCUCACCCGCAAAUUACAGAUGUGCUGCUCCUUCCUGUCGUCGGGCCGAGGCCUGUAAAGCAGCUCAGCUCUGAGGUGGUGGUGGGAGCCCAGUGUGGCAGCGCCGUCCUGAGAGGAGCUCACGUCUUCGCCCCAGGGAUCCUCGCUAGCCCCAAGUACAUGAGGGCGGGCGAUGUUGUGUCCGUCUUCUCCGACUUGGAGGAAAAGUGCACCCGAGCAGCCAUAAGCUUCCAGGGGAACAAGGUGUUCGUGGGAAAUGGAGUCGCAGAAAUGGACCGCUCUCGCAUCUUCGGCGCAGGUGAAUCUCCCAGAGGUGUUGGUGUUCGGAUGGUGGAGCCACUUUAUCAGAGUCCUUCCUUUGAUGGCGUUCUUCCCAGCCUGGUCUUCCUGCAGAACCUCCCCUCUGUGGUCGUGGGACAUGUUCUCGGGCCUCGUCCCGGAGAGCGAAUCCUGGAUAUGUGUGCUGCGCCUGGAGGGAAGACCUGCCACAUCGCUGCACUCAUGAAGGAUCAGGGAGAAGUUGUGGCCUUGGAAAAAGUCCGAAAUAAGAUCGACCGCAUUCGUCAAAAUGCACAAGCGUUGCAGUUGAAAAGCAUCAAAGCUUAUUGCUUUAACAGCACUCAGGCUGUGAGCAGUGACCCAGCAAAGGAAACUGAAGGUCCUCCCUUCCCUCCCGAGAGCUUCGACCGGGUUCUCCUGGACGCUCCGUGCAGCGGCCUCGGGCAGAGACCCAUCAUGGCCUGUACCUGGGGCCUCAAAGAGAUCUGCUCCUACCAGCCGCUGCAGCGCAAGUUGUUUCACGCUGCGGUGCGCUUGUUGAAGGAAGGCGGGGUUUUAGUGUACAGCACCUGCACGGUGACUCUGGCUGAGAACGAGGAGCAGGUCGCCUGGGCUCUGGAAACCUUCCCCUGCCUCAAACUCCAGCCACAGGAGCCUCACAUCGGAGCAGAGGGCAUGCCGGGAGCCGGCCUGUCACCUGAGCAGCGUGGCCUCCUCCAGAGGUUCAGUCCUGAGCUGAGCUGGGACCAGACGGAGGCCGCCGCACCUCUCCCCCGCAGGGCCGACGGGGACACCAUCGGCUUUUUUAUUGCCAAGUUCCUGAAAACCUGACCCGGAGGGUUUUCUUGCAUCGCGCCGCCCUCAGAAGAGACUGCAAGACGGGAACAAUAGUGUUUAUGUUACGACACUCUGUGUGCUUUGAUGGGCCGGUGUUGACAAAGGACUCGCUGCGCUGUUUACAGCAUCUGCCUCUUAACAGCUGCUCUCUAAAA
This is a messenger RNA of Mugil cephalus (flathead mullet), 1695 nucleotides long. RefSeq names its product NOP2/Sun RNA methyltransferase 6 (gene nsun6). Gene Ontology annotation, biological process: RNA methylation. The coding region runs from base 152 to 1534 and encodes 460 amino acids. The transcript is spliced from 12 exons. NCBI's taxonomy places the organism in Eukaryota, Metazoa, Chordata, Actinopteri, Mugiliformes, Mugilidae. The record is from RefSeq and is a predicted model, not a curated record. Gene Ontology annotation, molecular function: RNA binding; methyltransferase activity.